AUGCCUUCACACGCGCGAGGUACGCUGGCCGAGGAGCUACGAGUACGGCUCUGCCGGUGCUACUGCGAAGACCGAGUUGUUUCGAUCGAGACCUGGACGCUCCUGUUCGUGGAGGAGCCCCACCGCUACUUCGGCAAUGUGUGCGAGCUGGACACCAUCUUCAACCCCACAAGCGGCGACCGUCGGCCAGCAAUUCGGCGAGCCCGGCCACAGCGUCACGGCGAGCGUAGCGGUAGCGGGCACAGCGAGAGCAGCAUGACGAGCAUGGCGGCGACCGGCAUGGGCGAGAGCAGCACGGCGAGCAUAGCGGCGGCCAGAGUAAGGAUCAGCAGCAUGGCGAGCUUGGUGGCGGCCUUGUCGGCGACGGUCAAUGCGAGCCGAAGAUCGUUUCCGCGCGCUCAAUCCCAAACCUCAUUUCCGAAAUCGCCAGCUACUGCUCCAGCGCGCUUCCCCAACUAUGCCGUCGACCGGCUCGCAUUGACCGUCGCCGCCAAGGCCGCCACCAAGCUCGCCAUGCUGCUGAUCCUUACUCUGGCCGCCGCUAUGCUCGCCGUGCUGCUCUCGCCCAUGCCGGUCGCCGCCAUGCUCGUCGUGCUGCUCUCGCUGUGCCGGCCGCCGCCAUGCUCGUCAUGCUGCUCUCGCUGUGCCCGCUACCGCUACGCUCGCCGUGACGCUGUGGCCGGGCUCGCCGAAUUGCUGGCCGACGGCCGCCCGUGCCGCCGCCGCCAUGCUCAUCAUGCUGCUCUCGCUGCCCCGCUACUGCUACGCUCGCCGUGA
Molecule: messenger RNA, 777 nt
Organism: Phytophthora sojae
Lineage: Eukaryota; Oomycota; Peronosporomycetes; Peronosporales; Peronosporaceae
Exons: 4
Coding region: 1-777 (258 amino acids)
Source: RefSeq, a predicted model, not a curated record